Spizellomyces punctatus DAOM BR117 is the source of this 1245-nucleotide messenger RNA. RefSeq lists its product as uncharacterized. Lineage: Eukaryota; Fungi; Chytridiomycota; Chytridiomycetes; Spizellomycetales; Spizellomycetaceae. Gene Ontology annotation, molecular function: zinc ion binding; oxidoreductase activity. The record is from RefSeq and is a predicted model, not a curated record. The transcript has 8 exons. The coding region runs from base 1 to 1245 and encodes 414 amino acids.
AUGUCUGAACAACGAAUCAAGACUUCUACUCCCAUCAUGCCCAAGUGGGACCCGACCAGGACAAUGAAGGCUAACGUAUUUUAUGGAACCUGUGACGUUCGAGUGGAGACCGUGCCUCGUCCAAUGGUCACUCAUCCCAAGGAUGCACUGAUCCGUGUAACAGCCACCACUAUUUGCGGAAGCGAUUUACACCUCUAUCACAAUGAGAUUCCCGAGAUGAUGAAAGGCGAUAUUCUCGGUCACGAAUUCAUGGGGAUUAUCGAGGAUGUCGGCGAUCAGGUCAAAGAUCGCAAGAAAGGACAGCGCGUUGUGGUUUGCUUUGACAUUGCUUGUGGGACAUGCGACUAUUGCAAACGGGGCGAAUUUACGGGAUGUGAUACAACAAAUGACUCUGUAACGAUGGAGAAAAUGUACGGGUAUAGGCUUUCCGGGAUAUUUGGAUACUCGCACUUGACUGGAGGCUACCCCGGUGGACAGGCUGAAUACGUCAGAGUUCCUUUCGCCGACAUCAAUACCCUUCCCGUUCCCGAUAGUCUUCCGGACGAGAAAGUUUUAUUCUUAUCGGAUAUUGCCUGCACAAGCUGGUACGCCAACGAAUGCGCUCAAGUUGGUAAGGACGAUAAAGUCGCAAUUUGGGGAGGCGGACCCAUUGGUCAAUUCUCUGCAAGAUGGGCUAUGAUUCGGGGUGCUUCCAGUGUUGUUGUGGUGGAAACUGUCGAAGCGCGGCGAAAGAUGGCCGAGUCCUACCCUGGUGUUAAAUCACUCAACCCAGACGGCAUUGACGUCGUCGAAACCUUGAAAAAAAUGCUCCCAGGCGGUCCGGAUGCCUGCAUUGAUGCGACGGGUUUCCGCUACUCCAAGACGUUGGUCCAUAAAGUUGAAAGGACCAUCAAGGCAGAAACUGAUGCAGUCGAUAUCUUGGAGGAAAUCAUCAGGUCUUGUCGCAAGUACGGUAGGAUCGGUCUCAUCGCGGAUUACGUUGGAUACGCUAACCACUUCCCCAUCGGUGCAUUGAUGGAGAAAGGCAAGUUGUCCAUCUUAAUCCGCGGUGGUCAAUGUCCGUGCCAACGGUACUGGAAAGACCUUCUUGGUCGCAUCGAGAAAGGCCAAAUCGACCCUUCGUUCAUUAUUACUCAUCGCCCCGCCUUUGAGGACAUUCCCAAGGCAUAUGCAACCUUUGACAAAAAGGAGGAUGGCAUGAUCAAAAACUUCAUCAGGCCUCCGUCGGCUGUAGCUUAUACCUGA